Messenger RNA from Anopheles stephensi (Asian malaria mosquito), 3871 nucleotides. RefSeq lists its product as uncharacterized. NCBI's taxonomy places the organism in Eukaryota, Metazoa, Arthropoda, Insecta, Diptera, Culicidae. The record is from RefSeq and is a predicted model, not a curated record. The coding region runs from base 147 to 3263 and encodes 1038 amino acids. The transcript has 6 exons. Gene Ontology annotation, molecular function: RNA binding.
AGUAAAUGGUAAAAGCCGCACAACAAAACACAGCAACGAAUGUUAAUAGCGCCCGUGUUGCUUUCGCAGUACUGAAAGCGAAUCCAAGAUAAUCGUGAAUUUGCUGCUUACGUUCUUUUGCAUUUAGUUUUAUUGUUGCAUUAAGCAUGGAUGAAAAUAAACCACACGAAUACUAUGUCGGAAACGUGCCGAAAAACGCCACCGUAGAAGAUCUGCGAUCCUUUCUGAACGAUUAUGGAAAGAUAAGCAAUUUCGAGUAUCGAUUGCACAAAUGCACCUACUGUCCAACGAAGAUUGCUUACAUCAAGUUCGCCCAAGAGCUGGACGAGAAGCAGCUUGAAGAGUUGAACAAGUCAACGUUUCAGCAAAAGCGGCUAUUUGUCGUUAGUACGCAAGCGGAAAGGUUCUUCACGCCACUACAGUCCGUUGUGGUUCGAUAUCUUAACGAGCAAAUCACCGAGGAAGAUCUGUACAACCAUUUCCAUAGCGUCGGUACGAUUGAAUGCGUUCAGAAGCCUUCGCAUAACUAUGCGUACAUAUCCUUUACGGACAAUGCCGCUAUCAAGCGUGCGCUGGAGCUGAAGAAGUCGCUCAAAGGCAUCGAACCAUACAUCGUGGAGGUGAAGCGAAAGAUCAGCAUGUUUCUGGAACAAAAAAAGCCAGUAGCCUACACACAAAUCAAGGAAAAGUGCGACAAGCUAGAUCUGGUGUACGAUCCGGCAGCUGAAAAUGAAACUACCUUGCUUGUGACCAACAUCCCCAGGGACACCGAGGAGGAUGAUUUGAUCGGGUUUUUGAGCAAGUUCGGGAAGAUUGAGGACUGGAUAAUGCAAAAGUCGGCCACCUGCGUAAUGUCCAACAUUGCCUACGUGACCUACCGGUACCCGAAGAUGGCUCGGGCAGCAUUCCUACACGAGCCACUUAAUUUUCAGGGCUUUGGAAUGGAGGUUUACAACCGAAUGUUGGGAUACACAUCGAACGAUUCGGACAAAACCGUUAUCAUUAGGCGCACGAGUGUGUAUUUAACCAACGACGAGAUAUUUGAAGCAUGUUCCGAGCAUGGACGGGUAGAGUAUAUUCAGCGCAUAGAUUCCACUAAUUACAAUACAAUCGUCCGCAUGGACACGGCACCGGCGGCCAAGAGUGUUUUAGACACGCGGCAUAUCGCUGGCGAAGAGGUGGUGAUUCGAAUGUACACCGCAAACCAGUACAUUUCGCCCACGUAUGCGCCUCGCUACCUAGAGGCACGCGUGCCUCCGAAAAGGUCCCGCAAGGAAUCAGUGUUACUGCACAUUGCCGACAUAGAGGACCGUAAGAACAUGUCACUACUGCCCACUGCUUUCCAUCCGCAGUACUUUAAUCCAAAUCCACUCUACUACCGAAACGAGGUGCAGGUGUGGAAUUAUGCACCGAACCAGGGUUUGGUAGAGUUUAGAGAAUAUUUUGCAAAAUAUGGCACCGUAAUCAAUAUGCGGGAACAGAAGGAGCACAACACGUCCCCGAUCGGUGUCGCAUACCUGAGCUUCGAUACGAAGCUGGAAGCGAAGCGCGUUUGCAAGCUAAAUCAUUCGUUCAUGUGCUCGAGGCGGCUUUUGAUUUUGAUGGCCGACCAGCGCAUUGAACAUGAUCCGGGGUUGUGUGUUAGGGUUAGCAGUCUGACGGAGGAAAUUGCUGAUGAAGAUGUGUACGAUAGGUUCUGCAUGAUAGGCGAUGUGAGGUACGUGUUUCGUCCCAAGCUAGUGGAAGCAAUCGUGUGCAUGACCAAGGAGAAAUGGCAGGCAAAAGCGAUGAAAGUGAUGUGCGUUGGUCGGUUCCCCGUCGUUGUGACUUCUCUGCGGGGUUCGAACCAGGCACAGCAGGGUGCAGUGCCAGCAGUGGGCAUGGUACAGUAUCCUAUCGCUAACCCUAGUAUGGUGCCGGCUCCCGUACUACCACCAGCUUCCAGUAGUCAAUGGUACGGAGUGGUGGCCCAAAGCUUCCCACCCGUACCAAUGGUGGCAAGACCGAUGGGUCCGAGUCUCGGUAGCUGGAUACCGGUGGCUCCGGUGCCGUCCAAUGUGCCCAUGGCGAUUGGAUCGGUCAGGAUGGUACGGCCGGCAGCAGUGCCAACGCCCGUGGGAUCAAUUAGCGUAGGCAGUCAGGAGGUAAGCCCGCGAAUGCGAGGCCUCAUGCAAACCGUGGAAGCGCAAAUGAUUAAAUGUAAAAACUUCACCACACUGCCAAUGAUGGAUCAGUUUAACUUGGUCCGUGACAUCGUCAAUCAGUGCAUGAGCUAUCCACUGUUUCUGUCCAUGACCGGGGAGGAGAAAAUCCGUUAUCUUAUAAACGAACCGAAGGGCUUUCAGCAAUUGAACACGUUCACGCUCUUCACGUACCCGGAGCAGCUGCAGAUGCUAGCCAUCAUUGAGGAUUACUAUCGUAGCACAAGUGAACCGGGAACGCUUCCACCACCGGCCAGCAACAGUUCAGCAGUGAAGGAAUCCGUUGGAAAACAACCACUGAAUACCGUUGGAGUGCUGCCGCGCGACACCACCAAGGAGACGGUUGCACCAACGGACCCGGCCGCUACAUCGAACGAUAGCGAUGUUAUGGAUGACGACGAUUUCAUACCGCCGGCACCAUCACCGCCACCGUUAUCGUUUCGUUCGCGAUCGCCGUCCCCAGUGGAUGAUGAGAAUGGUAUGUGGAUUCCUUCUAGCGGUGCUUCGCUAAACGGCUCAAUCCAGAAGCAGAUGAUCGAAUCGGCUAAAAAACGACGCGCCAAGAAACAGGUUAAUGGUUUAGAGAAACCAAUGGUACACGUAGAUAACCUUCCGGAGGACGUUAGCAAGGCACAAAUUGAGCUACUGUUUAGUCAGCAUGGCAAGGUGAAACUAGUCUCGCACGCAAGGUCCAAUUAUCCGCAUUCGCACUCCAUGAUCGUUAUGUACGACACGAUGUACCAAGCGUAUACCGCAUUGGAACAGAACUUGACGAUACUGAAGGGACGGCUGAUACGCGUCAGUAUCCUUGGGACCACCUACACACCCAGUUCGGAUUGUGGCGUUAGCGUUGUUAGCAAUGGUCCGUACUCGGAACUCGCCAUCUACGAGACGUUCAAGUCCUGUGGCAAAAUACUGUACAUGAAGACGACUGGCCAGCCCGGCAGUGAGGUGUGCCUGAUCGAGUUUGACGACAAACAUUCGGCGCAGGCCGCUCUCAAGAUAACCUACCUGCACAACGGAAAUCGCUGUAAAGCGCAGCAUCAUGCAUUUAACGCUUAGGUAAGUAUGUAACAAAAAAAGGUAGCAGCAAAGCGGAACGGAUUUAAAACUCUUUCUCCUGUUGACUCGUUCACCGACACAGCCAUUCAACGGAGGAUAGCAAUAAGAGUUUAGAAUAAAUCAACAGAAUAGGAAAAAGGGAAAAGGUUCACACUACCCUGUGCGCCCCACUUGUACAGCAGCUAGCUAUAGAAUAGGUACCCUUAAGAGUUAAGAACAAAACUGUUUUCUUUUUAUUUCGUUAGGAACAAAAAAUUACUCUAAACGGUAUGAAGUUAAAAUACCGAGACGGGGUGAUGAUGGACGAAACAUGAGAAUUGUUUAACAACUAUAUCAUACAGAAGUGCUUGUUGCGCCGGUGUAAGAGCCACAGCACGCAGCACAAAAGUGAGAUGACAUUCGAUUGUUUGAGCUUGUUAAACCAAGCUCAAUUAAUCAAAAGAAGUUUUGUAAGCCCAAGUGAAACACUCACGAAAGUGUAGCGAACUGGCUGAAGUGAUGUUAUGGUUAAGCAAUGUAGCAUAGAAAAACAUGAAAACAUUAUUUGUAAGGAUUAUCAAAAUAUCACUCCCAAAUGGUUGAAAUGAGUUACUAAUUUACCAACCAAA